UUGGCUUCGAGUUGCGGAGUGAACUGACUGGCUACUUUUUGUGUGAGGAACCGGCGCUUGAGUUCUGCAUCUGCUGCGUAUCGUAGUCGUUUACGAUUGCGUUUAGUUGUUGGUUUCUACAGAGACAACCAGAAAGACUGCUCACUAGUCAGAAUGUUGCCGCUAUCCCUGCUACGGACGGCCCAGAAUCACCCUAUGCUCGUGGAGCUCAAGAACGGCGAGACAUACAACGGCCACCUUGUCAGCUGCGACAACUGGAUGAACAUCAACCUCAGAGAGGUUAUCUGCACGUCCAGGGAUGGCGACAAGUUCUGGCGCAUGCCGGAGUGCUACAUCCGCGGCAGCACGAUUAAGUACCUCCGCAUCCCCGACGAAGUGAUUGACAUGGUCAAGGAGGAAACGCUGGUCAAGGGUCGGGGACGCGGUGACGCCGGCAAGCGUGGUGGACCCGGAGGACGCGGUGGCCGAGGCGGCAGAGGUGGUACGUUUGGAGGCCGAGGUGGCAGGGGUGAUGGAGAUGGCCGAAGAGGCGGCAGCCAAGGAGGCAGGGGCGGAAGGGGUGGCCGUGGUCGUCCAAAUUAGUCUCGCCAUGGCUCAAGUCCUACCCGAGCAAACUCAUUUUAGGGAGCUUGGCUCAAAGACUGCUACCAUCAUUGUGUACAUUGCAACAAUGUAACUACCUGUCACAUGGAUCCCAUCCUGUAAAUAAAUCCUCACUGGUAAAAUC
Messenger RNA from Dermacentor silvarum, 727 nucleotides. Its product is annotated as U6 snRNA-associated Sm-like protein LSm4. The record is from RefSeq and is a predicted model, not a curated record. Gene Ontology annotation, molecular function: U6 snRNA binding. Gene Ontology annotation, biological process: nuclear-transcribed mRNA catabolic process; P-body assembly; spliceosomal snRNP assembly. Gene Ontology annotation, cellular component: spliceosomal tri-snRNP complex; U6 snRNP; P-body. NCBI's taxonomy places the organism in Eukaryota, Metazoa, Arthropoda, Arachnida, Ixodida, Ixodidae. Bases 154 to 582 code for a protein of 142 amino acids. The transcript has 5 exons.